Messenger RNA from Spodoptera litura, 879 nucleotides. RefSeq lists its product as uncharacterized. The record is from RefSeq and is a predicted model, not a curated record. Lineage: Eukaryota; Metazoa; Arthropoda; Insecta; Lepidoptera; Noctuidae.
CAAUAGUCAAUAAUAAUAAUGUAAUGGCCUUUUUCGCCACUACUACUUUAGACAGUUGCUCCUGAAAAAAACUAAAUUAAAUGUCGGCGUGUCAUGAGAUCGAUAAAUUCAUAAGUAUAACAUUGUCAAAUAAAUUAGGGAUCAAUAAAAUAUAAUGAAUCAUAAACAGCGGAGAAAAAUAAAGUCUCCGCCUUAUAGGAAGAGGCGGCAGAUGCCAACUUUGGAUACUCUAAUGCCAACAGAAUCUGUGCUUGCAAACUUGCAGCCCGUCAAAGAGGAAACAAAGGCUGACCUCGUUGCGGACAGUCCAGAAUGUGAAUCAAACGAUGCAUUCAAAUCUGAGGUGGAAAGGUUCAUAGAAAUAUCAAAAUACUUCUCUAGUCCUCUUCGGAAAACUGCGUCGUACAUCUGUGAGAAUCGCCUCGUGUCCUACCCAAGUCUGUUCAGAUUGGAGUUCAAGAGAGGAGUUAUAAAUACGGAGCACAUUAAGUUUUGCAAUAUCACCCUAGAGCCGGUGUACAUUAAGCUGUUCAAGGUGAUCCCGGACUUGGAACAAAUCAGGUUCACGAACCUGUCUUUAUCUCGAUGUAAAAGGAUUCCUCCGGGGUUGUCGUUCAACUUAACGUUUUUGUAUGACGAUGUUAAUGAAAAGCCGGCUUGUAAUGCGAAAAUGAUAUUUGUUGCUUCUAGGAAAACGUCAACCCCAUGCUAUCAAGUAUGCGAAAUUGAGCUGGAUAUUAGUGCACAAAAAACUCGCCUGCUUACUUUAUAAUCAAGGUAAUGCGUGUAUAACGGUAAUUUGGAAUUCUAAUUCUGUCAAAAUGUAUCCACUGUUUUAAUUCGCCUAACUGGUUUUUGGGUCUUUUCAAACAUCUGUAA